Messenger RNA from Alligator sinensis (Chinese alligator), 1818 nucleotides. Its product is annotated as olfactory receptor-like protein OLF3. The transcript is spliced from 3 exons. Gene Ontology annotation, molecular function: olfactory receptor activity; G protein-coupled receptor activity. Gene Ontology annotation, biological process: G protein-coupled receptor signaling pathway. NCBI's taxonomy places the organism in Eukaryota, Metazoa, Chordata, Crocodylia, Alligatoridae. The record is from RefSeq and is a predicted model, not a curated record. The coding region runs from base 155 to 1090 and encodes 311 amino acids. Gene Ontology annotation, cellular component: membrane.
UAGGUCCCCGGGAAGGUAGCAGACAUCCCCAGGCAUUGGACUCGCCAACUCAAAGGUCUUCGUCAUCAUCCCACUUCGGCUUCCCAGAAGAAGAAGCCUGCUUUCAUCCCUACCACUGUUCAUUCCGACACACAGGAUCUGGCUGACUGUUUCGAUGGGACAGGACAAUGAAAGUUUUGCCAACGAGUUCAUCUUCCUGGGCCUUUCUAGCCAUCGGGAUACCCAACUGGGUCUCUUUGUGCUUUUUCUUGGAAUCUAUGUCAUCACAGUGGUGGGGAAUACCCUCAUUAUUACUGCCAUCCACUUGGAACCACGGUUCAACACACCCAUGUAUUUUUUCCUUGAAAACCUGUCCUUUCUAGACAUCUGUUAUACAACGACUGGAGCACCACAGGUACUGGCCCAUUUCUUCGUGCAGCACAAAACCAUCUCCUUCAACAGAUGCAUGGCUCAGCUCUUCAUCUCUCUGUCUCUGGGAGGGACUGAGUUUCUUCUCCUGGCUGCAAUGGCCUAUGACCGCUACGUGGCCAUUUGCAACCCCCUCCAGUACAUGGUCAUCAUGAGGAGAAGCAUCUGCAUCCUGCUAGCAGCAGCUUCGUGGACUGUUGGCAUCCUUAAUGCUCUAGUGCACACCAUCUUCACUGCACGCCUGCGGUACUGUGGCCACCCUCUCAUUAACCAUGUCUCCUGUGAACUUAUUGCUCUCAUCAAGGUGGCCUGCUCUGACACCCACACCAAUGAGAUUGCAAUCCUGAUCCUUAACUUUGUUGUGCUCCUGGGCCCCUGCUUCCUGGUCUUGGUCUCUUACAUUUACAUCAUCUCCUCCAUCCUACAAAUUCAUUCUUCACAAGGAAGACACAAGGCCUUCUCCACCUGUGCCUCUCAUCUCACCGUAGUGAUCAUGGCUUAUGGAACAGCCAUCUUUGCAUACUCAAAACCAAAAGGAGGCAAGUCAUCACACAACCUGAACAAGAUGAUUGCUCUCUUCUAUGGCUUUAUCACUCCUAUGCUUAAUCCCAUCAUAUACAGCCUGAGGAAUAAAGAUGUGAAAGAUUUUCUGGCAAAAGCCAUGAGGAAAGAUCACCUCUGAGAAACUGUGAAUCUUAGGUUUUUAAUGGUAGCCAAUGAUUGUCCACGGUUCUAAUGUUAUUGUCCUUUUCAGAGACGGUUCUUAUCUUAGUCUGGGCAUCCAUAACAUUUGUAUAGCCUACAGUUAUGUAGUAUAACAGCAGCAAAGCUUGCCUGGCUGCAAGCCAAGUGGGUGAGCUGUGCUUAAGUGCUCUGCAAGAAAAGGAUGUGAAAACUUUGCAAAGGGUGCAUAAGCUUUACCAGACAGGAAGGUAUCCAGUGCAUGGUGCAUGCUUUUAUUGGAGCAUUUAAAAUUGUGACCAGAGCCCACAUUGCAAACCAGGGGCUCUGAUUGGUUGCUAAGCCAUAAAAGCUGAGGGAGGGAAAAGGAAAAAAAAAAAAAGGAAAAAGAAGAAGAGAAGCUGGGAGGAGUGGACUCCAGCCCUGAAGAGACGGGGUGCAAACUCAUCCCAAGCCAGGGGAGCCCAAGCUUUAACUUGCCCAGGGAGCAGGCAUCAGGACGGGGGAGAGCUUGACUUUUACAGCACAAAGGAAGGAGGAAAGCAAAGGAACCUUUAAAAUGUUCGGCACAUGCCAUGAUCUGACCUAGGGAUGCACAGAGAGGGGUCUGCGAAGCUUUACAAGGUUACCUUGUCUCAGUUCACCAAAUGUACCCUCUUCGACCACAAUGUCUACACGCUCCCUUUUCCCAGGACCGCACUUUUCCACAUUGUUCUUGGCUGCCUUGCC